ACUCGGAGCCCCAGAGGCUCGAGUAAAGUCCGUGUGGUUUCCUCUCACGGACUACGGAAGACAACCGGACACGAUCGAGACCGAUUGACAAGCCUAUCGUGCCCGUGGAACACAUUUGCACGACACCGCCGUUGCAUGCUUCUCUUAAGAAAAAAAAAAUACUUUAACUCGCUCUGCACAUGCAUCACUCUGACCAAAUAAUAUUAGAAACCCGGGCGGUAUGCAAAAAAAAUCCAAUAAACAACGGGUUCGGUUUGCGUGAAAUGUGUCCAUUUCUUCCUGUUUAGCGUUUAGUCUCCCACUGAGGUGUAGUUUCUCUUCAAGAGGCGAGGAAUGCUAUCUGAGCAUCAAUGUUUCACUGGGGAAAGUGGAAGAAGAGGAUGGGAGCCAAUAGUUCUUCAAAGAGACCCGUUUUUGACGAAAAGGAAGAUGUGAAUUUUGACCACUUUCAGAUAUUGCGGGCAAUCGGGAAGGGCAGCUUUGGAAAGGUAUGCAUCGUGCAAAAGAGGGACACAGAGAAGAUGUACGCCAUGAAGUACAUGAACAAACAACAAUGUAUCGAAAGAGAUGAGGUCCGAAACGUCUUUAGAGAGCUUGAGAUUCUACAGGAAAUUGAACAUCUUUUUUUAGUCAAUCUCUGGUACUCAUUCCAGGAUGAGGAGGACAUGUUUAUGGUGGUGGAUCUCCUGCUCGGAGGAGACCUUCGUUACCAUUUGCAGCAGAGUGUCCCCUUCAGUGAAGAUGCCGUUAAACUUUACCUCUGCGAGAUGACACUUGCGCUCGACUACCUGCAGAGCCAGCACAUCAUCCACAGAGACGUCAAACCAGACAACAUUCUUUUGGAUGAGCAAGGCCAUGCUCAUCUGACAGACUUCAACAUAGCCACCAUAAUAAAGGAUGGAGAGCGAGCAACGGCCUUAGCUGGAACCAAGCCGUACAUGGCUCCUGAGAUCUUUCAGUCUUUCAUGAAUGGAGGGAUGGGCUAUGCCUUUGACGUAGACUGGUGGUCAUUAGGCGUGACCAUUUUCGAAGUGCUACGGGGAUGGAGGCCCUAUGACAUUCAUGCCAGUAACUCACUGGAGUCUUUAAUCCAGCUCUUCAGCACAGUCAGUGUCCAGUACAGCCCGGCCUGGCCCAAAAACCUGGUUUCUCUCUUGAGGAAGCUACUUACAGUGAACCCUGAGCAUCGUUUCUCCAGCCUGUCUGACAUGCAGACCUCUCCCUACCUCGCUGACAUCAACUGGGACGCCAUUUACGAAAAGAAAACUGACGCUGGAUUUGUUCCAAAUAAAGGUCGUCUCCACUGCGAUCCCACUUUUGAGCUGGAGGAGAUGAUUUUGGAAUCUCGCCCCCUUCAUAAGAAGAAGAAAAGACUGGCGAAGAACCGGUCUCGAGACAACAGCAAAGAUUCACAAUCUGAGAAUGACUAUCUACAGGAGUGCCUUGAAGCAGUGCAGCAGGAGUUCAUGAUUUUCAACCGAGAGAAAUUGAAAAAGCGUCAAGAAGAGGCGCAUAGCGAGGCCGGGGGAGACGACGACGCCGGGGGAGACGCCGAGGCCGGCGGCACGGACGACGACGCGGCGGCGGCCGAUCCCGACCCGGAACCCGAGCCCGAAUCCUCUUCCAAACUGAGCAUGUGUGGCUCGGUGUGCUCGUCCCCUGGCAGCUGCUAGUGGCACAUCAGCUCUCUGCGCACGAUCCAGGAUGAAGGUCUCUCUCUCAGUGCCAUGCCCGUAGAUAUAUUCUCUCCUCUCUCCUUUGCAGUUGCCAGGAGGGGAGGAGGAAGCACACAGCGGGACUGACUCACUGUUGGACCCAAUUAGUUUCAUUCCGUAGCUCCCUUCCCCGGCCGGUAAGGCAAGAACCAAGCAGAUUGUCCACCUCCUUGUCCGCCCCUCAAUAUGCUCCAACUUCUAUGCAAGGUUGCGCUUCAUUCACAGCAUUGCAAAGAGUAUCACACAGUAUAAGGAUGAUGACGACAUCCUGCCUGAGCAAUUGCUCUUGGUGAUAUUUUGGUGGCUUUGCUGGUUUUAGUCCAGAUGCAUUUUCCUGCCUCCUAUUCAAAAUGAGCCGAGGAUGUCUGAAUUAUUCAACACACAGGCGCUUUUACAGUUUUAGCUCGUCUCUGCUUCACUCCUCCCCUCAGCCUCUCUCUCUUAUGUCAUGAAUGCCCUAAUUCAGAGCAAUUGUAUUUUGGAUGUCCUGCCUGGUGGAGUUGUAUUGCCACACCUUCCUCGAAUCAUCGGCCUUUAUGAAAUCGAAUUUACACGGUUGACAUCGAAAGAUGCCGUCGUUCAGACCUCGUAUACUUAAGACGUAAGGUAGAGUUAAGAUUGGGAAAAUCAACUAGCUGUCAGUUCUUCCAACUAUUUUCACAAUCAACUCCAGUAUUGCCAUCACGAUAGUUGUUCGGUUGAAACGCGCGGGAAAACGUAGCAAUGAUCCACUUUCGAGCCCGUUCCAAACUGAAAAGCAUGUAAAUAGCCUCAAUUGUAGGUACCAAAAGAAAAAUCACCACAGUUUUAUGUGGCGCUGCAAAGUCAACAUAUUUCAAGUCAACUAAAGAAGGAAGCUUGUGGAGGAGUCAAUCCUUCGCAUGGCUUCGUUCUGCUCUUGGCUCCAAGUGUGCAGGCACAUCUUGUAGGCAACAUAGGCCAAAGCUUUUCUACCAUUUGCAUAACCAUUUCUAAGCAAGUAUGUGAAUGAAUGGGUUUGUUUUUCUUCUUUGUGUAAAACUAAACAGUCCGCUGUCCAAUCCUAUUGCCCACGCUCAGUAUUGGGGUCAGAAGGGAACUGAAUGACCUGCAAAAGAGCUGAAAGAAAGCGUUAUCUGGCUAAAUGACAGAAAACAGUACUUUUCGAUAUCUUUCGGGCCAACACAAUCCAUCGCACCGAAUUAGUUCCAUUUUAUAACUAAUCCGAGUUAGGACGUUUCACGACAGUCAUGAAUGCGCACAAUGAAGUCAUUUGGAUGCAUGACUGAAUGUAUUCAAACAAAUGUUUACUGUAAUACUAUCUGAGGAAGAAAAGACUUUUACAGCCCACUUCUGUCUUGCCACCAAAAAAGCCAAACAUUCAAGUUAUGUAAUCCUUUGAUGCUUUCUACACUGAGCUCGUGCACCCAUGUCUUGUCAUUUAAAAAAAAAAAAAAAGUCUGUCUUUGGGAUCUUUGAAUUUUGAGGUCUGACUCAAAUAUUGUCUCUUUAAAAUACUGACCUUAGUCCCCGCACUGUUUAAUUAGCGUGAUUGGGUUAUUAAAAUGAAUGAAUGAGACAUCAAAUGUAGCAUCAGCCAAGUCUGUCCUAUACCGUCUAUUUUUUCCCCCACGUAUUAUUUUUUAUUAUGCAUGCGGAGUACAGUAUAAGGCUGAUUUGGCCAAAGCCUGGAGCUUCACGGCUGAUUUGUGCAUGCUCAAGCUAUUGAUAAUAGCAUACCUCAAUUUUCACACCAUUGUUGACUCGGAGUGCAACUGGCCUGCCUCUUUUAUCCGUAUUGAAUUGGGUCUUCUAUGGACGGCAUGAUAUUAAUGUCAUGUAUGAAUUAGCGUCUGGGAUCCUGUUAGUUGUCUUGAUAGUUUUAAUGUUCCUAUGGCCGUGAGAAUGUUCUGGUGUUUUUUUCCCCCGACGGUCGAUGACUUGUCAUUACGGUGAAUACAAUUGGACAGUAAACAUUUGUUCCCAAGUUGUACGAAAUGAAAGAAAGCAAAGCGCUCAACGCAAAUCCCCUUGUAUUACAGUGAACCCCAAUGAUCUGAAAUCUGCCAUUCUAGUGGGAGCAUCAAAAAAAAAAAUGAUUUGGUAUCAUUGAUUUCACGCCUACCAUGCGCUUUUAGCAAAUUCAAACAUGCAUUUGAAUACAAUUUGUACAUUGAAUUUUUUUUGGGGGGGGGGAAUACUGUACAGUAUUGAAAAGUGCUGCAUGCUGUCAAUAGAGGGCAGUCAUGUUUGUAGUUCCAUAGCCAGGUCGGUUGAGUGUCAAUUCGGAACGUCUUCAAACAACUGCUAAGUAACAAGCGUCCUUCAUAAAGCAUAUCAAGGAGGUUUGUUUUCUCCUGUAUGGUCAGGAUCUUCCUCUCCAAAAUGUUGCCAUCGUAGAGCUAAAAAGUAUCCAGACGUUACCAGCAGCCGAUCGCGGCCGGAAAUCCACUGAUAUUGCUUCAUAGGCGGUACAUAUUUCUCGAAUUGCAAUAUGGGUAUUUCUUUUCAACACAGUACAGAAAGAAACUUGACAACCUGACAGUACUACACAAAAACACCACACUUUCAAGUUGUUACUCUAGCGGAACUAGUGAGUGGAAGAAGGGGUUCCAAAAAAGGAAGAAAAUCUUCCAUAUUUGGGGAAAUGGAUGGAAACUGUGUACACAUCAUUUCAAAUACAGUGUGUGCAUUAUGCCAAUUAUUGCUCAAUGAAGAACUGUUUUGAUGAUUGUAGCUUUGAAUGCCAGUCCCUUUGUUUUUGUUUUGUUUUUUUCGAUAGCAGUGAUCAUUCCCAGAUGGACAUUGCUUGCUCACUUUACUGGCGUGUUCCUCAAGUGGUCGUUUGGAUGCUCUUUGGUGUUUUUAAAGCGCUCUGUGCUUGUUUUUGAGCAGCAAAGCAUGUCUCCUAAUCAGCAGUGGUCCACUGGAUGCCCUCAAUGAAUGUCUGUCCUUUACACUUUGAAAGUCGCUGCCCUGUUCCCAUUUAAUUCGGACGAUGCCAUUUUAUGAGGGGAUUUGAUGAAAAAGCCUUCUUCUGUAAACUGCUUUUGUGUUCUCAACAUGCUACUUUCAUAAAGAAAUAAAACUCCUUCCCAGAA
This is a messenger RNA of Syngnathus typhle (broad-nosed pipefish), 4795 nucleotides long. Its product is annotated as serine/threonine-protein kinase 32C-like. Gene Ontology annotation, molecular function: G protein-coupled receptor kinase activity; G protein-coupled receptor binding; ATP binding. The transcript is spliced from 12 exons. Lineage: Eukaryota; Metazoa; Chordata; Actinopteri; Syngnathiformes; Syngnathidae. The coding region runs from base 351 to 1673 and encodes 440 amino acids. The record is from RefSeq and is a predicted model, not a curated record. Gene Ontology annotation, biological process: regulation of signal transduction; protein phosphorylation; G protein-coupled receptor signaling pathway.